UGAAGUCUUUUAAACCUGCCUUUUUCCCUUAAUCAUUUUUCUGUUGUUGCUUCUCUCUCUCUCUCUCUCUCUCUCUCUCUCUCUCUCUCUCUCUCUCUCUGUCUUUCUCUUUGUCUCUUUCUCUCCUCCCUCCCUCCCUCUUUCUGUCUCCCUCUUUCCCCCCUCUUUACCUUCAUUGCUUUUUUGGGGGGAGUGAAUGAGGAUUGGCUUGGUUGUUUUCAGAAAACGGAGCUGGAUCGAUGCACAGAUCAGUAUCAUCCUCAUUGGAGUGGCUGUCACAUGAAAAGAGAAAGAAACGGAAACGGCAUAGCACAGUAAAGAUGCUAUCCUGAGUGUUGCCUGUAUAUGAACUGGACCAGUUGGUAGAGCUUUCCUGGAUAGCUUUUGUUUAUGACAUGAGGCAUUGAAGCUGUCUAUCAUCUGUCUUUCCAUGGAAAUGUACCUAAAUCCAUAGUGAUCUCCAUAAGUUAAAGAUCCUGUUUUAUAAAUGGCAGAGGCAAAAAAAAAGGAUUGACAGUAUUUAUUAAGUACCCAUUGAUGGUGUGAAUGAAUUAAUCAGCCCUGUUAUCACAGUAUCUACAGGGGACCUGAUUAAGAGCUUCUAUCAGCGCUGGAUAAAACAGUAGAUCUCAAAAAGUCUUGGAAAACUAGAACCAUCAAAGUAAGUCACCUUCGAAUAGUGGCAGAGGCAGCCUGCACUGAAGCAAACCUUCCUUCUGUGUGUGCCAGACUUCUCCCCCAAAAGAACAUGAAAGAUCCUUCAAAACACCUGUAAAGUGAUGACCAUCAUAUGGGAAUUUGAGAAGCUGACACAUGACAUAGUUAUGAAUCAAGUGAGAAAUAUCCAAUUUCCAUGAUGUCUUGGAAGGCCUUACCACAAAAUAAACAAGAGGAGAAAAAUUUAACAACUUUUCAUGUGUGUUUGCACAAUGGAUUUCUGUGGGUGUAUACAAAUCUGAAGCGUAAAUUAAGCCAGCUUUUUUUUUAAAGUUCCCAAAUCAUAUGUAGAGGCUAACAAUUGUGACAAAAGGUUUUUUUUAUAUGCUGUCUCUCUGAACCACUGACUUGUGGACAGUACAGAAGUUACUUGUAGAUUUAGAUUUUGAAUAACCACUAGGCAUAGACAAUUUCCUUGGAAGUAAUCAUGACUGAUAAUUUUACAUGUAACAAGACAGAUGGAGACAAUACAGAUUUCCGGUACUUCAUUUAUGCAGUGACAUACACUGUUAUUCUUGUGCCAGGUCUCAUAGGGAACAUAUUAGCCUUAUGGGUAUUUUAUGGCUAUAUGAAAGAAACCAAAAGGGCUGUGGUAUUUAUGAUAAACCUAGCCAUUGCUGACUUAUUACAGAUUCUCUCUCUGCCACUGAGGAUCUUUUACUACUUGAACCAUGACUGGCCAUUUGGUCCUGGUCUCUGCAUGUUUUGUUUCUACCUGAAAUAUGUUAACAUGUAUGCCAGCAUCUACUUCUUGGUCUGUAUCAGUGUGCGAAGAUUUUGGUUUCUCAUGUACCCCUUUCGUUUCAAUGACUGCAAGCAGAAAUAUGACUUGUACAUCAGCAUUGUUGGCUGGCUGAUCAUCUGCCUUGCCUGCCUACUCUUUCCUCUCCUUAGAACCAAUGAUGAUACUCCAGAGAACAGAACUAAAUGCUUUGUGGAUCUUCCUAUCAGGAACGUCAAUCUGGCCCAAUCCGUUGCCAUGAUAACUAUUGGAGAGGUGGUUGGGUUUGUUACUCCUCUUAUGAUUGUUUUAUACUGCACCUGGAAGACAGCUUUGUCAUUACAAAAUAAAUAUCCCAUUUCUCAACAUCUUGGAGAAAAAAAGAAAGCCCUGAAGAUGAUUCUCACCUGCGCAGGGGUGUUUCUAAUUUGCUUUGCACCUUAUCACUUCAGCUUUCCUUUAGAUUUCCUGGUUAAGUCCAAUGAAAUUAAGAGUUGCUUAGCCAGAAGAGUGAUUCUAAUAUUUCAUUCUGUGGCCCUGUGUCUGGCAAGUCUGAACUCCUGCCUCGACCCAGUUAUAUAUUAUUUCACCACUAAUGAGUUCAGAAGACGUCUUUCAAGACAAGAGUUGCCUGAUAACAUCCAACUCCAUACAAAAUCAUACAAAAUUGUGAGUAACCAUGUCACUUCCACCACGACAGCUGAACUAUGCUAAAUAAAACCCAGAACUAAACAUGGCCUGGAAGGCAAAUACCAGAACACAUUUGCAGUACCCCACUAAGACAGUAUUCACAGAAAUUAUUUAUAACCUUUCAGUGUGUUCUAUAUUACUUACAUGUGGAAUGCACAUAUUUAUGACAAUACCUGUUUAGAAUAUUUUAUUUCAAUGUCAUUGCUGGUGACAUGUCCAUGCAGUGAUAUUAGACCAAGUCUGAAGACUUAAGUGGUGAAACUUUGAUAGCACUCUGUGCACAUAUGCUCUUAGCUAGAGUCACCAGCUUUAUCUGUGAACCUAAGUCACAAAGAGAUUACUAUCUCAAGCACAUUUUAAGCACCGAGUUUUCUUACCUCAGAUGCUGAAUCUAUGUUCAAAAGGUGUGCAACUGUACAUUUGUAGUAGCGAUCACAUUUGCAUUCCAACAUAUUUGGUUGUGUUUAAAGUGGGGUGGGCAAAACUUUAUGUGUACAUAAUGUUACAAAAAUAGGGUAAUUGUUAUCUCCCAGGUUUGAUUCCAUUCAAAUAAUUGAAACUCCAAUGCUUGAUUUCUUCAAUGUUGAUGUUUCGAUAUGAAACAUCAUCUGUCACAUUACUUGUUGAAUGAAGUUCUGAAAUCAAGCUCAGGUACACUUAAACUAAGAACAAGAAACAUUCAUAACACACAGUAAUCCUCUAAACUGUAUAAAGUGCUACAUUGAAUAUUCCCAGUGCAGGUAGUUUUCAACAGUUAACCCAACAGGACUCAGAUGGCCUUUAUGAUUUAGAGAAAGAAAAGAUGUGACAACCACAAUUCUGGCUCUCUGAAACUAGGUCCAAAGAAUACCUUCAGAUAUGUAAGAACCUGCCUAGUAGAGGAAUAGUUUUUCAUCAUAAUUUAGAAUUACAAUGAAGAAAUUUGACAGGUUAUUACUGUAUUUACUGAGCCUAUGGAAGAAACAGUACAUCAAUUAGUCACUAAGCUUGGGUAGAGUGAAAAUAUGAUCUAAAGUUAAGUAUAAGUCUUAAAAAUCACUAUUGUCCUUCAAACAUUCCCCAAGAUAAGUGGUGCCUAUUAAGGCAUCUACACAAGCCAGAGUAAGACAUAAAAACACUGGUCAUGUGGACUUUUAAAUCUGCAUUUUUUUCCAGUUAAGUUAUAUGAUUAGCCUAUAAAGAUUACCUCUCAGAAACUUUUGGAAGCAAUUCUUUCACCUUUUGAGAAAAGCGUGGAUCAUUCCAGCAGCCUUAUAUACUCCUUGCAAAAGUUAUGUCUACUGUUUGGUACUAUUGAGCAGGAAAAACUUGGGUAUAUGGCUGUAAGUACUGGAAUAUUCUGAAGCCUGACAUACAUUGUAAAUAAGAUUACUUUUUAGAAAUCUUUGAAUAAGAGAAUGGGGAGAAAACACUCUUCUUAACAUUGAGAAAAUACAUAAAUCAAUCAAGGAAUGUACACACACAAUACAUGCAUACACAGGUACAUACAUACAUAGAGUGUAGUUUUAGGCAUAUAGCUAAUGAUACUAUAUGUUUGGGGAAAACUCAUUAAAUAAACCUGAAUUUUAGCUUCUAAUACAAGUGCGAAAUUUCUAAAGUUUUGUCUGAGUAAGUAACAAAAAUGUAUUGCUUAUGCUUGUACAGUUUAUGAAAAAUAAUAAUGUAUUAGAAAAAUGAGUUUGUGCUGCUAGCAACAGUAUAUUUAUAUAUUUCCUAGUUAUUUCUUGUAAUGUACAUAUGAUUGGAUGUGUUAAAUAAGUGUUAAAUUUUGUUUUCAAAAGAGAAACUAUAAAUGUGUAUGGUCUACUUGUUUUAAAGUGAUUUCUGUUUGUGAUUUUGUAUUGUAAUGAGAUUACAAGUAAUCAUUUGUGAAACUAUGAAACAACUGUGGGUUCUUGAAAUAAUACUCAGACUUAAAAUAUCUAUGCUUACUAUUUUUUGUAGCAUGUGUUACCCUUUUUAAAGUCACUUUGGGAGAUCAUUGUUUGAACUUUUUCUAACAUUGAUUUCACUAUCCUCAUACCAUUUUUUGAGGGAGAGGAAAUAUACCUAGGAAAUUAUUGACCAUUGUAGAGUAGAUGAGAGUACAACUCAUUUGUUAGAUAUUCCUUCUUCAUCAUUUGGGGAUAAGUCAAGUGUCUAAUGAUUUUAUGCUAUUUAUCUACCCAGACCUGUCUAUCUGGGUUUAUAGUCAGCAUCUGAAUACUGAAUCAGAAUACUUUUCCUGAAUCUUCAUCUUCCUUGUCAAUACAUUUGAAUUUUGCUCCAUCCCCUUCCCCUUUUCGUCAACUUAUUCACAGUAAGGUGCUAAUUAUAAUGUUAACCUCAUACUAAUUUACCAAGAAAUAUCUGAAGUUCAUUCCUUCCAAAUAGGCAUUAACACAAAGUGGAGAAAUUCAAAUGGAGCGAUUGCAGGCACAAGGAGAUGUGGUAGCAGGGAAGACACUAUAAAGAAAGUGAGUCUUAUAGCAAUCCUUUCAAAGAAUGCAUUACAAAUGACCUUCUAAUUUGCUUGCCAUUAUGAGGAUGCUAAAUUCCAAGAAAUACCUACUUAAACAUGGGUAUACAUUUUCCAGGUAAUUGUUUGAGAUUUUUUUCUUUCACCAUCUCUCUCUUCUAAAAAUGAACUUAGUUUUCAGAGGAAAAAAAAAGACAAAAAUCAAAAAAACUAAUGUCAGAGAAAAGUAGUACGUUGGCAACUACCAAGCAGCUGUCUCUUUACUGAGGUUCCAUUAUGCUUGCAAAGUCUUUUCUUCAGAUCUCUUAUUAAUCAUUUUGAGUUCUGUAAGAUUGACUAAAAAGAAAAUCUGAAUUAUGGCAGUGUAUAAUUAAAAGUAAACCAGCUCAUAUUUCUAUUAUUAAGUUGUUAAAUUUUAGUCUUAAAAUUAAGCAAAUUAUUUUAAUAAGAAAAUUUGAAUAUAAAAUUUCAAUGCUAAUAAAUUGUCUCUAUUGUUGCUUUUAUUAUUUUAAUUAAAUGGUUUAUAUGUUAUAUGUUUUCAUUGUCAUGUAAUAAAAUAGCAAAUCCUAUCAAUUAGUAGUUUAUGGAGAGGAGCCAUUUGCCCCACUAAUAAUAGGUCAAGUUUCCAUGCUCUAUAAGAAUUCAUCAGUGGAACUCUGCACAACUUCAUUUUUAUGCUACCUUUUGGGUUAAUUUCCAAGACACUGUGAAAUGUUGUUACUGGAGUUUAUUUACAGUUCUUAUUUAUAUGAAUUUUAAUAAUAAAGUUUAUCUCUGUAAUUAAAUGGAA
Molecule: messenger RNA, 5376 nt
Organism: Apodemus sylvaticus (European woodmouse)
Lineage: Eukaryota; Metazoa; Chordata; Mammalia; Rodentia; Muridae
Gene: Gpr174
Product: G protein-coupled receptor 174
Exons: 5
Coding region: 1145-2152 (335 amino acids)
Biological process (GO): positive regulation of Rho protein signal transduction; phospholipase C-activating G protein-coupled receptor signaling pathway
Cellular component (GO): membrane
Molecular function (GO): G protein-coupled receptor activity
Source: RefSeq, a predicted model, not a curated record